Amaranthus tricolor (Joseph's coat) is the source of this 1551-nucleotide messenger RNA. RefSeq names its product non-specific lipid transfer protein GPI-anchored 30. The record is from RefSeq and is a predicted model, not a curated record. Bases 387 to 944 code for a protein of 185 amino acids. NCBI's taxonomy places the organism in Eukaryota, Viridiplantae, Streptophyta, Magnoliopsida, Caryophyllales, Amaranthaceae. The transcript has 2 exons.
GGGAAAAAACUCGUAAAAGGAAACUAUCGGGUGUAUAACAAUCCCGUCCGUAGCUGUGCGCCUUUGUUUACCUGCUACACCAUUUGGAGAAAUCGAGUAGUACAACUCCGUUAUAAUCAUGGUUCAGAAACCGAAAGAUGGUUACCAUUUGAUCCUUUGUUCGGGAUGGCAUCCGAUGCGUGGAAUCUCGAACAUUCGCCUGCGAGUUUGACUGUAGACUAUUCGAGACGUGAGAAAGAAUGCCUUGUUCAACAGCCUAGGUUUCCUUGUGGCAUAGGAAAAGCACAGGUGUGUAGUGUUUAAACUACAUUCUAUGUUGCCCCACAUCAGAAAACAUGAGGUUGUUGAGCAGCUAAAUCUAGAACUUGAAUAUUUGGCCUAUUUUUAUGAGUUUGAUAACCAACCAUAAAUCAUUCUUUGCUCAAUAUAUACACCCAUCAGAAAACCAUUCGAACAAUCCACUCGAAAAUCGACACAUAUUCUGCUCAACACAGACGGAAAAGAGCAGGAAAAUGGAACACAAACCGAGCCAUUUGGUACUCGUCUUAGUGCUAGUAAUCUUAGCAAGUAAUACACAAAUUUCAGAUGCUCAAGGUGGAUCGUCAUGUGUUGACAGUCUUUCACCGUGUCUAAAUUACUUAAACAGCACUCGUGAACCACCCAACUCUUGCUGCGAUCCUCUAAAAUAUGUUAUCGAGUCUAACCAACAAUGCUUGUGCAGAAUGAUAAGUACCCAAGGCAGUUUCCAAGCUCAGCUCCUCGGCAUUAACAUCUCUCAGGUCGAGUUGCUGCCUGAAAGAUGUGGGCAGCGUGUUAACCCGAUUGCCUGCCUCAAAGGCUUGUCGGGCUCACGAAACUCAGUUCAGAAUUCCUCAGCUGAGCAUUGGUUCCCUUCUCUAAUAAUGCUUGUUUCCGCUGCUUUGUUGAUGAUAAUUAAUCUUUGAAAUUCAGAUCAUAUGAAUUAUAAUUUAUUUUAUCAUACCUUUUGUGACAAAGUUUAUAUAUUAUUUUUUUUUCCAAUUAAGGGAAGGUUUUCAUGUAACUCAACCUUAUUUCAAGUGUAUCAUGUCCAUAAGCACAUACAUCAUAUUGUUCUAUCAACUUAUUAUAGCGGUUUUUUUAUUUAUAUUAUUGUAAUAUACUCCCUCCAAUUCAGCACUAACGUCCCAUUUGUUUUUUAGACACUAUUUAUUUCUUAUUCUUAAUUUGUAUUUUGUUAUUAAUCUACAAGUUAAAACAUAGUCACGUGGGAUCUUGUUUAAUUCGUCUCAAUGCAAGGAUUAUUUAUAUCAACUUUCCAUAAUUUUUAAUAAUGCACAAUUAGAGAUAUUAAGGAUUGAAUAAGUGCAUUGGAUAGAGUGUAUAAAGUAAAUAGGACGUUAGUGCUGAAUUGAAGGGAGUAGUUACGAAACUUUUGGAAAAUAAAAAUUAUUGGAUAAUACUAUGCCUUUUGAGAUUAAUGUUCUGCCAUUAUUGUUGUUGUGAAUCAUAGUACAUAACCCCGAGUUAAGGCGAUCCUCUUUGAUUGAGAUUGCUCCAUCGAGAAAAAUA